This is a messenger RNA of Vitis riparia (riverbank grape), 1628 nucleotides long. RefSeq names its product agamous-like MADS-box protein AGL104. The record is from RefSeq and is a predicted model, not a curated record. Gene Ontology annotation, molecular function: protein dimerization activity; RNA polymerase II cis-regulatory region sequence-specific DNA binding; DNA-binding transcription factor activity, RNA polymerase II-specific. Gene Ontology annotation, biological process: positive regulation of transcription by RNA polymerase II. NCBI's taxonomy places the organism in Eukaryota, Viridiplantae, Streptophyta, Magnoliopsida, Vitales, Vitaceae. Bases 207 to 1199 code for a protein of 330 amino acids. The transcript has 12 exons.
CCAUCCUUUUUCUUCCUCCAUUAGUUCCCAAACGCGGCGAUUUACUUUUGUGAGGUUUGUUAAUUUUAUAUCUUCAGGGGGGCAUCUGAGAGUGACAGAUUUGAUUCUCUCCCUAUUCACUGCUUCUUAUAAAACUCAUCCUCCUCAAAGAGUACUGUGGGCUUCCAAGAAAAGGAAAUAAACCUCAAAAAUUAAAGAGGUCAGAGAUGGGGAGGGUGAAGCUUCAAAUCAAGAAAAUUGAGAACACAACGAAUAGGCAGGUCACCUUCUCAAAAAGGAGAAAUGGGCUUAUCAAGAAAGCUUAUGAACUUUCUGUUCUCUGUGAUGUUGAUGUGGCUCUCAUCAUGUUUUCCCCAUCUGGAAGAGUCAGCCUCUUCUCUGGAAAUAAGAGGUCUGCUGGAGAUAUGGAUUCACCCAUCGAAGAGAUCAUGACUCGGUAUGUAAAUCUUCCUGAACAUGAACGAGGCCGGCUGCAUAAUCAAGAGUUCCUACAAAGGGCUCUUGGUAAGUUGAAAAGUGAAGCUAAUCGAACCUAUCAAGCUGCAGCCAGCCCGAUGAGUACAGAUUCCCAACUCGAGGAGAUUCAACAAGAGAUCCUCAAAUAUAAGUCCCAGUUGGAUGAUAUGCAGAAACGACUAAGGAUAUUUGAAGGUGAUCCUUCUGAGAUCACCACAGUGAGAGAGGUUGAGUACCGGGAGCAGAUCCUUGAGGAAACCUUGAAACAGGUUCGGUUUCAGAAGCAAGCUUUGGAGGAAAAGUAUAAUACUACAGAGCCGCAGCCAACUGCCCAAGUGCAUCUGCCUCCGGAGACUGCAAAUGUAAAUGGUUUUAUCUCAGGAAAUCCAAACAAUAUGUUGGAUUGGCUCCCACCAAGAGACCCACAAGUGCAGAUCCUGAAUUUUUUGGAUUCCAACGGUCUCCUCCCAAUGAGAGAGCAACCACAGCGCAUGGUUGAAAUCUUACCGCCAUCUUCAACCCUCCUUCCAGGACAAAACAUUCAUCUUGAGGAUCACAUGAGCCCGAGCAGCGGGAUGGAGGAAGAUAAUAAUGUGCAGCGUCCUCAGUUUGGCCCAGCUAUCGAUGUCAACCUUUCUCCAUGGGCUGAAUUUUAUCCGACAGCAGGGAAUGGCUCCUAUCCUGCAGCACAGCCCCGGGGACCGGCACUACUUGAACUGUUUCUGUCUCAGUUCACACCAUGAAUCAUCAACAUAUCCAUCCAUGGAGGUUGAAAUUCCCACUGGGAAAGGGUACUGGAAAGGCUUAGCUGAGGCCAUGAAGAUCUAUUCAAAUCAAACCUAUGAUCCCCGUCCUUAGCUUCACGUACGUAUAUAUAAUAUAAAAGAUGAAGGUUUAUAUACGUGGGAUUCAUCAAUCUUAAUUUGAAUAGUCUCUCUUUCGGGUUGACCCAAUGAUGUAUCCUCGGACCUCAGCCAUUUUAUGGGGUCUUCAAUUCCCACUCAUUUAGUUGGAUGCAAUUAAGUCUUCCACACCUUUGAAGCCAUUGCCUGCCCACCUGGGAUUCAUCCAUCUUAAUUUGAAUAGUCUCACUUUCGGGUUGACCCAAUGAUGUAUCCUCAGAUAUUUUAUGCAGUUGGAUGCAAUUAAGUCUUCCACACCUUUGAAGUCAA